This is a messenger RNA of Cavenderia fasciculata, 783 nucleotides long. RefSeq lists its product as uncharacterized. Lineage: Eukaryota; Evosea; Eumycetozoa; Acytosteliales; Cavenderiaceae. The record is from RefSeq and is a predicted model, not a curated record. The transcript is spliced from 3 exons. The coding region runs from base 1 to 783 and encodes 260 amino acids.
AUGACGUUUGCCAGAAACACAACUUCUUCUACCUCAUCAUCAUCUUCUUCUUCUACCUCAACCUCAAUGUUUGGAACACUUUUCACUCCAUCACCGGUAUUAAAGGAGGAAGAGAAAGAUGAAAUGGAGGAGGAAGAGGGGAAAAGAGCAGACAUGUCAUUUUUAGAUUUUGUGGACAAAACACAAAAGUGUAUCAAAGACAAAGAGUACCAAAAACAGAUUACUAAAUCUGAGCAAUCACAAAUACGGUAUUUAGCUCAACUCAAGGAAAAAAGAUCUACUGUCAUCUCUUGUUAUGAAAAGAGGAUCGAACAAUUGGAGAAAUCAAACUUUGAAUUUGUUGGUUUUGCCUUAGGUUACAUUGGACAGACCAACAAACAAAUAGAGAACAUCAACAAAGAGUAUGCAGAAAAAUUUAAGCGUUUGGAGAAUCAAUCAAUGGAAAGAGAAAAAAAGUUAAUAGAAGAUCAUCGAGACAGAGCAUGUGUAUUGAUUGAAUUGGAUAAACAGUAUGAAAAUCUAAAAGGUGAAAGAUUGGAAGGACUAGAUGAUCAAGAAUUGAACCAUCUCAUUGAAACCAACCAAAAAAAAAAUGGAAACACUCAAAAAAGAGAACAAGAUUUGGUUGAUCAGAGUCUCUGUGCUGUCUGCUCGGAAGAACCAAUCAAAAUUAUUCUCAAACCUUGCCAACAUUUUUGUUUAUGUCGAGGUUGUGCAACUAAAGUGUCAACAUGUCCAAUUUGUCGUCAAAAUAUUGCUAAAAAGAAAGAAAUAUUUUCCUAA